Zeugodacus cucurbitae (melon fly) is the source of this 14965-nucleotide messenger RNA. RefSeq names its product serine-rich adhesin for platelets. NCBI's taxonomy places the organism in Eukaryota, Metazoa, Arthropoda, Insecta, Diptera, Tephritidae. The transcript is spliced from 10 exons. Bases 2391 to 11696 code for a protein of 3101 amino acids. Gene Ontology annotation, biological process: cell-cell junction organization. The record is from RefSeq and is a predicted model, not a curated record. Gene Ontology annotation, cellular component: plasma membrane; apical junction complex.
UCAUACAUAUGUACACAUAAAGCUUCCAAAAAGUCAAUGUCAUCGAUUUCUCGUACCUCGUGAGCCACGAUGGCUAUUAGUGUGGCACGUACCGACUGCAAGAAUUAUGCUUAAGAAUCAGGAAUAUCCAAUGAGUGGCGCACUUAAACACAAACGCUUUUUGUGUAAGCCAACUAACCAGUUUCUUGGCGUGUCACAAAGCCCAGUUCGGCCACACAACCGAAGCUGCGUUUGAAGUCGUAGCUCGAACAUGUUUGAGCGCAAACACGAACGUACACAGCGGAUCCAAGUGUAAAGGUGUGCGCGGUGGCACAGGUACGAGUAAAGCCAACCGGACUACUAGACAGCCGCCAGCUCGUCAGCACUGCGAGUGAUACGGCGCUUAUUGGACUCGCGGGGAGCGAAAGCCAACAAACCUAGACUUGUUGAAGCCGGUCUUUCGGGCGGUCUGUAGCAGCUGAAGCAAGGUAAGACUUGUGUUAAGAAAGUGCGCCACCGCACCGGAGAGUGUUUUCAACGUACGAUCGAUCUUACCAAUGUGCGGUGCUCAGCGGUUUGAGCGCUUACUCGGAAUUCAGUUACUUUUUAACGUUGAACUUAAGCGCAACUUGAUUUUUGAUUUUCGGAACGCGUCGUCGUGGCGUUAAUUUUGUAUUUCUUCUAAUAGAAUGCGCGAGCGCGGGUACGAGAGUGCAAUACAGCACGAAGCAAACACAUAUGUAGUGCAUAUAAUACAUAAAUCUUGAAAGCGACGUGUACGAGGCAGAAAAAUGCUUAACAAGAUCCGUGUGCAAUCGCUUAAGCAUAAAAGUAAUUUGUUUUUUUAAGAAAUGAAAAAUCCAAUAAGAAAAUAAUUAAGCAUUGAGAAAAGAGUCUAGCAAAACACAAGAGCGAAGAUAAAUCGUUAAAAAAUGCAAAUUAAAACUAGAAAAUGUGUCAAAUAAAUUAAUAAGUGUCAAUAGAAUUUUAAAUAUAAAUAACAACUAAACUAAGUUUAUGUUAAGUCGCGUUUUAUGUUGCAACAACAACACUGCUUGUGUCAAAUUAACAUUUAUUUCCAUUAUUUCGUGUGCUAAAUCGCCUGUGUAGUCUUCCGCAACUGGCUUAGUGGCUAAAUCUGGGCAUCUACUGCGACUCCAAACCACACACAGCCACUUACGAAUUUGUGCAAUAAAUGAAAAAGGUGCUAAUUACAUAAUUUGAAAUUGAUUUGAAGUGAGUUUAAACGUAAAUUCAACAGAAAUGGUUUAUAUAAAUAAGUGAAAGGCCUCAAAUAAUUUGCAAAACUACAAUUAAAAUUCAAAAAUAACUGUACUAAAUCAGCAUUUCCCAUUAAUACACACAUAUAUUUUCAAAACUUCACAUAAUCCAAAACAAUAACAGUAUUUCACCUACCGCCAACCGUCGCAACUCUAGCUAAGUAACUAAAUUUCAACUUUAACUAAAUCGCAAAUAUAACUAAAUCACCUUCACUGCGUCAGUCUUGAGCAAAAGCAAUUGUUCUAGACAUAACACAUCAACUUCAGCAAUACUCAGCAUUUAAAUAAAACUCUAACCCUUCAUAUUCCAUCAAAAAACACUUCUAUCAUUUUGGAAGCAUUUUUAUGUGGAUUUACGAAACGUGGAUUUUCCAAAUGAGAUUUUAUACUAGCGAUUAACGGAUAUUUUUUACGUUAUCUUCCAGCGAUAAUGUCAAAUAAAUAUCAUUUUCGCUUAUCGAAAAUUUUUUAACUUCUGUACGAAUGCUGAACUUGGUGCUGUAUGUAAAGCAGUUAGACAUACACAUACACACAGAUAAAUAUAUAAAAUAUAUAUACAAAGUCUUAGUACGUGAAGAAACGGAGUAAUAAUAAACAAAAGCUACGGAGUAUAGCUAGGAUCGUUCUGCACCCGUGGAAGUAGAUCGCCGCUUGCCAUUUUAAUCGAAGCGAAUGUGUUCAAGCAUCAAGACGGAAUUCAAGCAAAUAAAAAUUCCACGCGAAAUACAUACAACAACACAAACAAACGCAAACACAAAGGGAACUAAAUUUUUUGAGUUAAUUGCAGUGAGUGCCGUUAGAGAGACGAAGACGUAGAACGUGUGAAUUGCACUUUUCCACGCUGCAAGUGCAUCAAAAACGCAUUUGCCGUCGCGAAAUUUCGUUAAUCCCUUGAACGGUGAUUGCAUAAGCAGCGAAAUUGCAAGCAAAACGGCAUGCGCUUGCUGCAGCUGCUGACGUCAAAAGCAGAUAACGGUGACAAUAGAUUAGUGAGCUGAAGAGAAAGUGAUUUACAUUUAAGCUGAAGGAUUAAUUGAAGGAGAAAGAGAACUAGUGGAAGAGGAAGAUUUCCAAAUCUACCAAACAACAAUUUGAUAAUCUAGCAUUUUGAAACAACACAAACAAAAGGAAAUGGAGCAUUUGGAUUUAGCCGGUGUGAUUAACACACCAACACUAUGGAAUAUGUCGGCAUUCGAUCAACAAGAUGCCAUUUAUUUGUCCAAUUCGAGACAGAUGCUGGAGCCAAUACUCGAAGAGACCUCGGAGGAUGAAGAGCACGCACAAAACAGCUGGAAUCAGUAUGAGCAGAGCAGAGAACACUUUUGGAGUUCAACGGAAUCGGAGACGGGCUCUGUCAUACGAGUCGAAGUUAACAAAGAUCCCGACUCGAUAUCAGAGCGCGAUUUCGCCUGUCCUGCAAAGCGCGCGCGUCGCUGUGAUGACUUCAUAAUCGGCGGUCAGCUUUCUUCCACCGCGCAGUCGGCCCUCACACAGCAACCAAGUCAAGCACAGCCAGUGUCGGGGAGUUAUGAUGACACAGUACUAUUGCGUCGCACACAACGUCCAUUUGACUACAAUGAGGCGAACAGCAACAGCUUGGAGCGCUUUCUUGCCUAUGAAGCCUGCACACGUGACAGCUGGGGUCAGCCGACACAGCAAGUGGUGCCGCAACGUAACAGUACCGGCAGUCGUCGUUUCGAUGAGUUUUCCGAUUCGGAUAGCAUAUCCUAUCACUCGCUCAGUCGUUCCUCCUCGCUGAUACAGUUCGAGUCUUUGGAACGACAACUGCAACUGCAAGAGCAGCAUGCGAGCAUGUCCAGUUUGGGCAAUUCUUCGCCUUCGUUGCUCAGUUUCGACGGCGCACGCAGCAAUGGCGCCUUGAAUGGCGAAGACGGCGUGCGUAGUGGAGCCAAUAGUGGCAGCAAUUCGGGUAGUAAUAGUCGACGUGGUUCUCAAAGCUCGCUGCUGAAGCGUUUUGAAUCCUCCGAUGGCCGCUUGCAUCAGACUUACUUCGAUUUGGAUAAACUGAAUUUCGAUGACGAUCAGCGUGUGAUAUUCGGUGCGAGUAAGGCGAAUUUGAUGGAGGCCACGGUGGGUGAAGUCAAGUCUGAUUCGGAGUCAUCUACUAGCUCAGGUAGUUCAUCGGGUAAUAGCAUUUUAACCGCAUCCAAGCCAUCGGCGGAAGAUUUGACAGACUCGAGUAGCACAGCGGGCACGCGUACUGGCCGCAUUAUGGCAUUCCAGCGUGCCGGCAAGAGUUCGGCGGAGAAUCUCUCAGAAGACUCGGGCUACUGUGAACCGUCGACGCUGCGACGCGCCAAAUCGAAGAGUAUACCAAAGAAUUUCGAGAAAUUCUGCGAGGAGGAGGAGGAAUUCCAGCAGUAUGAUUAUACCGUCGAAAGGCAUACCGUCGAGGCCAUUGACAGUGUGACGAAAACAACACAUCCACAAGAGCAAACACAACAACCACAUUCCAAAAGCGUCCUCAACCACAAUCACAACAUAAACACCGAUGUCGCGUCCACAAACCAUUACGUCGUAGGGCAUGAUAUAUGUCAGCCAAAAAUAAAUGACGCCACAUUCAUCGUAGCAACGGACGACGAAACGUCAUUUAGUGCGCCAACCACACCACCGCCACCGGCACUACCAAGAACAUCACCACAGACACCGGCGUUUAACGGCGGCCCAGGCGAAAAUGAAGACGAUGUGGACGAAUGUGAUGAGGAGCGCAAUUCAGAUACAGAAGAAACUAUCGGCUCGCGCUAUGUAUCGCAUGUAUCGGCGUGUCCAACGUAUGAGCAGGUUAAAAAUAGCCCAACGCGAGAGGCGACCGCUGCCGCUUUGUUGCUCGAACAGCGGCGCUCGUUGGCGCACUCGCCUUCGCCUGUGGCGUCUGAUGUCUCGUCGUCGUCCGCGGCGUCGGCGUCAUCGGGCAGCAGUUGCGGCACCGCGCGAUCCAACACCUCAGCGUCCACAUGCGCAUCGGCCGCCUCGUUCACAUGGCUACCAACACCGAAACAAUUGCAACAGCAACAACAACAGCUAAAAUUACAAUUAGAACAAACGCAACGCGAAACGCCAGCAUCCGCCAAGUUAGAGCUAUUAGCAGCGCAACAGCGCUCGACUCUCGAGAAUUUUUGUGCGAGUCUACGAAACAGUUUGCCAGAUAUACGCGACGCGUUAAGUACUACAACCUGCGAUACAGUUAUCGAAACAUAUUUUCCCGUUUUGUCGGAGAAACGCAACGGCAACGGUAGCGACGUGAACGACGCACACGACACAAACGGCCACGGACUGGAGCAUGCACGGAGCGACGCGAAGACGUCAGAACAUGAACUUAUAGACACCGAACGGUCGGACGGUGGCGCAACUAUAGCAACAUAUAACUUAGACGAUUCGGACUUUAGUACGACAUCGACAUCGGCAUCGGGUUCAGCAUCGGCGCGUGAAAGUCACAGUGACGAAACGGACAACGAGUCCACGCCAGAGGCUAGGAAACGACAACGUGUCUACAACAACACCGGUGGAGGUGGUGGUGGUUGUAUUGGUGCAACCGAACGUAGUGUUAUUGGUAGUUUUGGUGGUUACGUCAGUGGUGGACGGCGCAUUUCGAGUGUGCCAAGCGAAUUGAAUAAAUUGGGACGUAGAAAACGUGUAAGUGCACGCUAUAGACAGUGCAAAUCAUCGCCUGAAGAGGAAGCCACAAGCGAAACUAGUCCCAGCAAUUCGAGUGUGGACGAAGCCGAAGACGAGGAGGACUUUUUCGACACUUCGACCUCGUACAGAAUACGACGUACUUGCAGUUGGUCCGAACGGCGUGAACGCAAUCUACAACGCUUCGAAGCUGCAUUCGGCGACAGAGCGCAACGUGAAGGCCAACGCCAUUGGACCAGCCAGUCGCUGGGUUAUAUGAACGCUAGCUAUCAAGAUCUGACACAACUUGAUUAUUCGGGUAAGCAGCUGGAGGCCGAUCGGCACCGCAUUAGUGUACAGACUAAUUUAAAACGCUGUAGCGACUACUUAACAAGUGAGGGCGAAGGCGAACGUGACUCGGAGAGCGACAAUAUGGACACGCCCAAAAGCACAGCCAGCGCUGAUUAUGAAAAUAUAAUUUGCAAAGGCAAUUUCUUGCUGGAUGAACUGUCACAGAUAUACGACCGCAACGUUUCGAUUUUGAAUGAUAAACCGAUUGAGACCGACGAGCAUUUACAUUUGCCCACGGCCGAAGAAGUGGCGGCACGUCCGAGCUGCAGUCCGCGUCCACCGCCUCGUCAGCGCAAGCACUCCAACUCGAGUUACUCCGACAUGGAGAGUGUGGGUUGCGCCGACGAGCAAGUGGCCAUGGCGCAGCAUGUACAAUUGACCAUACGAAAGCCGCCCGCGCGUCAGAAGCACGCACGCAAAUCCGAGGCCACACACAGUUUAAUUAGCGAUGCGCAAUUUUCCAGCGAAACGUCAACCACAAAUACAUCGAGUGUGGCCUACGGCAAGACCUUCGAUCAGGAUCCAACCAAUUUGCACACCAGCUACACGCAGAGUUUGGAGAAAUGCAACUUCGAUCCGAAGGAGCUAAGCAACAGUGAGUUGAAUAAGUCGAACCCGAUACCAAAGCGACGUUUCCACUCACAGGCGAAUGCCACCAAGCAGCGCAAUAUGGUGUCCAGCACGCCGAAUCUGAACGCCUACGAUCCGCGCGCGGACGAUGUGGAGGACGACAUGUACGUGUCGAGCGCGCACACUUCAAUGCAUCAGCUACCGCUGUCCGCUACGCAGAAGCCGCUGGGCAUACUGCUGCCCGCGGGUUCGCGCACCUCCUUCAGCAAGGAGGUCAGCUUCUGUCCGGUGGUGUCACAAUACUCCUGGCAAGAGCAAUCCUCCGAAGAAUAUGCUGAACAACAUCAACAGCCGGAGGGUGCUGAGAAGCAAGAAGAUACAGACGAUGAGCUGCUGGACAAUGCCGAUGCCACGGUAAUACAAAAUACACGCGUUAAUGAAAUGAUUGCGGCGCGUUAUGCGGCAGAGUUAAAGAGCGCGCUUGCUGCGGGCAAUGCCACAAAGAGUGUCGCCCAAAUAAGAGCAGUGCCAAUUGAGAAAGUAAGAGCAAUGAUAAUUGUAAGAGAGCGUCAAGCGGCUGAAGAGCAAGAGCGCGAACGCGCGCGUCUGCAAGAGCAGCCAACUGGUUUGGGAGAGCAUAACGCUCAAGAGCAGGUAGAGAGCAGCAGUGACGUGGAAAAAACAUUGCACAAAGCCACUGACUACAGCCACGAGACAAAGGGAGAAGCAUUAAAACUCGACUCAAAUGACGGCGCAGCCAAUAAUGCUGACUACAGUGAAACGGUGAACGCUGGAACGGCGCAAGUGAAUGUUAGUCACAAAUCGACGAUCAUUGAUGCAACAACGAAUGUUGUACCAGCGGAACAAACGGUCACAGUGAAAGCGAAUAACGUAGAAAAUAACGUUGCUAACGACGAAAGCGACAACGACGCGCAAUCUAACCGGAAUAGCAGUUUUAGUGGUGCAAGUGGGGGUGCUGUCAGCGUCAACGAUAACGCCAGCGAUAGUUAUAACUCGACAAUUAGCGGUGAAGUGCAAACGCGUCCGCUUAGCAUACACCUGCCGAUACUGAGCGAGCCGCCCAUAAAUCGCGCGCAUCACAUAUUGUACGCGUCCCAGCAGCUGCUCGACAAAUUCGAGCGUCGCGAAAGUGAGCAAUAUUUCGGUCAAAAUAACGGGCCCCAGUGUGAAAGUGCUAUAGGGGGUGGUGUGGGCGUGGCCGAUAGGCGUGCGAAAAGUGUGGGUAAUUUGAGUGGCGCGCAAGCGACACGCUACAGAAUGUCGAACGCAACAGUAGGUGUGGGUGGGCAAGGCGGCAGCGGUGCUGUGGCGGCCAACAACAACAAUGAGCUCUUGAAUAAGAAAUUCAAGGAUGAAAAACAUCCAAGUUCUAAAGGUUUUCUGUCGCGUUUCGCGCAUGGCUUACGCUUCUCGUUGAGACGCAAAAACAAAAAACAAUUGCAACAACAGCAGCAGCAGCAACAACAGCAAUUGCAGGAGCAGCAAGACGGCGGUGAGCUGAAUGGCUUUGACAAGUCUACAAUGCGCAAAAGUUUCGGUAAGUCAGCAACAUUGCCACAUAUAAAACAACAACAAAAAGAACAACAUCAACAACAAAAACAAGCGUCUGUACAACAAAUGUCGUCAACGCAAACAAACACAAAACGUCGUGCAACCGCUCAAAGCGGCCCCGACUUUAUUUACAUACCGCUAAAGGGUCCUAUACCACCAGCAGGUACACUACCACAACAGCAGCAACAACAACCACCAUCGCCAACAACUUCAGCGAAUGGCAGCAAUUCGGCUACGCUGCCCGCCAACUUCAGUCCAGCUGAUGCAAAAAUUGGCGCCAACAGCCAGCAAAAGCCGGCAGCAGCAACAACAAACAACAAUAACAACGCAAAUAAUAACAACAGCGCCACCAAUAGUGGCAACGCGAAAGCCCCCGUCACUAUCAAUUCGAACAAAAGCGGCAGUGACAAGAGUUCUAUGCGCGCCAUCACCGACCGUAAUGGUGAGCCGCUAGUUACCGGCAAACCGCCGAAGCCCUAUCGUUACGGCAGCAUACCGGCCACCACCUCGAGCACGACCAUAAUCACCAAGUACUUUGGCAGCGGCCGACGACAGGGCGGUGGCGGCGGUGUGCCGGCACAUGCGCACAAGGAUGGCAAUGGCAUGCCGAAUGCAGCCAACUUCAAGUCGCGUAGUCAAUUCUACACAGAUUUCCUCGAUGCCGAACGUUCGUAUUACGAUGACGAUGAAAUCGAAAAACAGUUAGAUGCGGGCUUGCAAGCGAACGGUAACGCAGUCACAGCAACGGCAACAAGCGACGCGCCCGCUUAUGUGACAAACACGUCGUCGUCGUCGUCGUGUGUAACGGAAGUACAACAACAAACGCCGGAAAAAGAUAACAGUCAACGCGAUACAGAUAAUUCGAGUGAAAACGCGAGCGUCACACCGGCAACAACGGAACGCAAAUAUUCGGUGGAAUACGAAAUCCCGUCAAAGGCACAAGAGACGGCUCAAGUCGCCUACUCCUUGCCGGGUGUUACACGCGAAACCGUUAUGUUAUUAACCGGCGCAACCGGUUCCGGUGUGUCGAAUGCCGGCGACGGCAACGGACGCAUUGUUGCGCCCACCUACACGACCAUGUCGAAUGCGUAUUUGCAACAUACCAACAACAAUAACAAAAUCGGUUUAAUCGAAACCAAUUUGGACACACACGAAACGGUCAUAUCGGGUAAGACGCGUUCGCUGGUGGACAUUGUCGGUCCACAGCAGCACCACCAACAAUACGUUGUUGUUGGUGGCGACGGCGGUGGCGGUGUGGCGAAACGUUUAAAUAUGAGCGCGGCUUGCGGCGGUAAUGUGGACUUGGAUGAGGACGACGAUGAUGUGCGCGUUUACGGUCGCGAUGUUGGUGGCCGGGGCGGUGGCGCUGUUGUCAUCAAAUCAACCACGGCUAAUGGCAGUCAAAUAGCAUCGGUGCGUCGCCCGCACAAAAGCAUGGAAUUCCUGUUGGACAAGGAGAAUCAGAAGAAUGUUUUGCCUCCCGAAAAUGAGCUUCAGAAAUCGCACGAUCACAAUCCGGCCGCCUUGAGCGAACACCAGUUGCGUGUGCAGGCUUCGCUGCAGCGCCUCAACAUACCAGACUGGUUCCGACAAUACAAUCAGAAUACAUCACGCUCACCCGAAGGCAAUACGACCGGCUACAAACCGGGCAAUUUCACACGCAAACGCACCACAGAGUCCGGCCGUUGGGCGGGACUCAACUCGAAGACCACAUCGCUCAGUUCGUUGGGCUCACAACGUUCCGAUCGCAGUCCAUUGCUGCUCAGCCCCUCGGCGCACAGUCAUCACGGUGGACAGGCGGCGCAACAGCAUGGCACCGCCAGCACAAGCGCAUAUGGCACAGCUAGCGGUGGUGGUGGCGCCGGCGCAUUCUCACGCUGGUCCACAUCGCAUUUGAAUUCUUCACAAACAUCGCCGAGCGUGUCGCAGCGCGGCUCCUUCACACGUGGCGGUCCCAUCAACUCCAGUUUCAUAUCGGUGGCUAGCGGACAAAGUAGUGUGAUAAGAAGUUCCUACCGGCAGCCAUAUUUGGGUUGGCGCAGUCAGGAGAAACUGUCACAGCGCACCCCACAUGAACGCUUGGCCUCGUCGUUACUCGCGCAACAACAACGCACAUCGCCCACACAAAGGAGCGCCGGCGUCACGGCGAACGGUGACAAUGGCAGCAAACUGCAACCGGUCACACCGGAAAUCCAAAGCUCCAUCAAGGAGGUCACAUCGGCGAUUGUGCAUUAUGUCAAUGAUCAAACGCAACAGCAGCAACAACAACAACAGCGCAGCAGAUCGGCGAGUCCUAAUUCGAGAAAAUGUUGGCUUGAAUCCUCAUUUGUUGGCAUACGACCAUUGGACUCACCGCAAACACCGGUUAUUGAGAAUACAACAACAGCAUUUAGUAGCGCUACGAAUACCAAUAAUAAUACAGCAACCAAUAACAGCAUCAGCAGUCAAUAUAAUAAUUAUAAUUACAAUUACAAUUACAAUACAAGUAAUUCAUCAUCAAAUACAUUAACGGCAAUAACAACACCAAAUAGUGUUGGUGGCAUUGGCAUCACCACAGCGAUAACAACAAAUCCACAUGUGUUACGCAUGAACGGUCUGAGUAUCGUUGGCGGUGCGCCAGAACGCUCGUUGAGCACCGCAUCGCUAGAAGAUGUCUUAGCCUCACUAUUAGGACUGCCAUCGUCGUCAGCGUCGUCCAGUGGUGGAGUGCAGGGCGUGAACGUGGGCGCUGGUGCGGGUGCGGGUGCAGCUCUUGGCGCUAGCGUCGGCGUCGGCGUCAACGUCAACGCGGGGCCAUCCGCCACAAGUGAUCCAUACGCUAGGUCCACGACGACAGGCGAUUCAGCUAGUCAGUCCCUGGUAACAUUCCGUCAUAUGCCGCAGCAGCAGCAACAACAAACACAAAAUCCCCAAUCCCAGACGCAGCUGCAACAAUCCCAACAACAACAACUACUACUAGUACAACUACAAGCCGAACAGCAGCGUUUACGCCGACGCAGUGAGGGCGAUGCACCGCAACAACAAAAACAACAACAAUUGCAACAACAACAAAAUGCCAAAACCAACACGUCAACCAGCAACAGCAUCGGCGCAACGACGCACAGCAACGUCGGCCGCUUGCAAGACACCAGCACCAACAACCACUCGCCCGCCGGCGUUGGAGGUGGCAGCGGCAGCGGCGGUAUCGUCAGCACCGGGAACGCCACAUUGUCGACGCGCCGUGUCUCGCUCGGCGACAGUUCCGAGUCCAAUAACAAGACCACAUCCGAGCUGCAGAUCAAGUGCCGCAACACCAAGUGCGAUCGUAGCGCCACACCCGCAGACGCCAAAAAGUAUUACAAGUCAUGCCACAAUUGUACCCAUCUAUAUUGUUCGCGUGAAUGUCGGCGCGCCCACUGGGAGAAGCACCGCAAGGCAUGUCUACACUCACGCGCGUCGAAUUUGUGCCGCCAAGUGUUAGCCACAUGUAAGGAUGAUGUCGAUUCGCAGCGCCAUCUCAGUUUGUUGGCGCGAAAGGGCUUCCUGUCGCAGGGACGCGGCGUUGUGCGGGUGCUCUUCCGUUCCGCCGAGGCGGCUGAGAGUUUCAUCAAGCACGGCUUUCAGUGUAUGGGCGAGGCGUCCUAUGUGCGUUGGCCCGAUCUGAUGCCCGCCGAAAUGGGUCUCGAGCUGUACUCGGAACUGCUUAAGCUGAGCACCGAAUACAAGCCGGACUCCAAGAUGCUCAUCUACGUGGCCAUAUGUGUGGUCAGCGAAGCGCCGGGCAUGGGACAGGCGCCAGUACGCUGGGAACGCCAGCUGGUCUCGCGUUGUGCCAAACUGAAACUCUGCAAGAGCAUCCUAGCCGAAUUGGAGCAACAACAACUGGCCCUACAACUGCAGCAACAAACGCAGCCACCAUUGACAGUCGUGGCAGUGCCGGAACCCACCACCGAGAUACUCAUACUCACAUUCAAUCCCACUUUACGUUCGAAUAACGGACAAGGCGAACUCAUACUCUCAAAUAUAUUGGAUAUCUUAUCAAGGCGUGGUGUGCUCUUACGCAAACAUUAUCCCGAAAUCUAUCAACGUCUGCAAACCUUCACCGAUGGCCAAACGGACAAAUUCAAUCCUGUAACUCUGCAUCCGCGCGACUCACAAACCGGCAAAAGCUUCGUCUGCAUCAUCAUGCCAGUGCAUACGUCCGACAGUGAUGUCAUCAAGCUGCCGUCGGCAUCGGAUGGCGGCAAUCGUGUGACCACCAUCGACGUGGGCUCACCGGCUGCAUUGGCACAAUUGGAUGACGACGAGCUGCUCACACGCUCUACAAGUUGAUUCAUAAAAAGCAACGGCCGUGUUGGCAUCAAGAAACGUUCAUCGUCGACGGGCUCUACUGGGUCGACGGCGUCGGAUCUGUUAUUAAUGUCUGCAACGGCGGAUGGUGCCGCCGGCUCGCUAACGCUGGAAAGUACACGCAUGUAGAGGGUGUGCCGCUUGCUUCGGGGUCGUAUCGGAUAUGGGAAUGCAGCUUAUGUAGUUUUUAAGACAGUUAUAUUAUACAGCUAUACAUACUAAUAUACAUAAACAAGCAUAUAUAGUCUUAUAAUCAAUCUCUCUUAUAGCCUGAUUAACGAACAAAAGAAGCUUCCUCCUCUCUUAGCGACAUUUAAAGGAGCGCAUACCGACAACUCGUAUUUAGACACCGCACACACUGCAUACUACAACAUAACUAUGAACUUUAUACAUGCAUAGCCAAGUCUUUAAAAGUAAUCAGGAAAUCUUCCACAUUUCGCUCAUAUCAUGCUAAUUCUCGGAAAUCGACUAAUAUUUAUGCAUAAACAUACAUACAUACAAGUACAAUACUACUUCUUCAUAUUCGUAUUUAGCUAGAUAAUAUUUAUUUUAUGUGCUUUCUUAGUGUUAAAAUUAGCUAUUUAAGUCAAGACGUCAUUCGUGAUUAUGAGAUAAUACAAAAAUUUGAAAUGUGAGCAAGCGAAUAUUAAGAAAUUAUAGCAUUAAGUGGAUGAAAAAUGGGUGGAGGAGUUACAAAAGCAUACAGUUAAAUACCGUUAGACAUUUUUUAAACUGGGCUGUUGUAUUUAGAUUGCCGGUUGUCCCAAAAAUUAACGAUAUUCAAGAGACGCGCAUAUUUAAAAGAGAGUUAUAGAAGUUUAAUCUCGACUCAUACCAUUUUAAACCUUACUUAACAAACCGUUUUCAAUUAUGGAUCUUAAGCUAGCCGAAUAAAUUCGAGGCCUUCCAAGCACAAUGUGGUGUGAACACUUCAAUUGUUCCUUGUGUCUCGUAAAUCUUUUCGAAAACCCGACAUCCCAUACGACCUAUUACCGAGAAUUGAAACUAUGUUCAUGAAACUGAGUAAACUCAGUUUUUCGCGUUUUAGGCACAAUCUCAAAGGUACUCCUUGUGGUAUCCAAAAACUUUAAAAUGUUUGAAGUGAACUAUCACAAACGAUCUUUAAUUUCUAAUAGGAAGGACCGUCUCGACAGUAAAACUGGUGUUUCAGACGAGUUUAAGAAGUUAUUUUGCCAGAACAACAAGAUGAUCAAUAAACUCGAGUUUGUGGCGCAUUGUGAACUUAGGUUAGGUUAGAUCAAGGGGAAGAUCUUCAGAACUGCAGACAGUCUCGCUUAGACUCUCCUUUGGGAUACCCCUAUCGGUUCACUAAAACCUUAUAAAUCGACAAAACGUUUGGACACUAUUAUAAAGUUCUUAAGUUGACUAAUCUCGAUUCAAGUCACUUUACUGAGUUCGCCGAAGGCAACUAGCGUCUGGUUUAAACCUAACAUCACCGCAUGUGUGCCUAUUGGACAAUUGACCAGUAAGAAGCACUCCAAUGAUUGCGGAGGGAUGAAUUUGCUGUAAUACAAAUUUCCCACUUUUCCAAUUCGAGAGAGAUUCUCCAACAGCCAAUAGUCAUGAUAUUUUAAUCAAUUAUAUAAAUGCUGUAUAAUUGUCAUUAAAGUAUUUUACCAAUAUUAUUUGAGGGUUCAAUGGAUUACUUUUAUUUUAACUUACGGAAAUAUUUUAGGUAAUUUAUGAAAUUGAACUAUUUAAACGAGUUUCAAGUAUACGAAGGAAACAACUUAGAAAAGGUUACAGUUAAGACUGUCAAGCGCCAAAACACAAAACGUUCCAACAUUUUCCAAGUACCUAUAUCUAAUCGUAUCUCAAGAAAAUCCUUGAAUAUAUGAAUUACUUAAAUACCCCGUUGUAUCUACAAAGAUCGAAGCAAAUUUCCAGCAUCUGUUUCUAAAUUAGAUGCAAGUAAUACAAAUGGUAACCAAAGUAACAUAUCUUUCGGAGAACAUUUCAAUUUACGGUUACCAAAAGCUAUAUAGGUUAGGAAACAAUAAGGAACCUAUACCUUUAAGACGUUAUCAAUUCAUAAUGAGACCAUUAACAGAAAUUAGACCGUAGUCGUUGAUUGAGACCUAUAAAACAUCUCUACAGAAAACUAAAAGAGUCUACAAAGAUAUUGAAUCGAAGUUGCCUAAGUACGGGCGAUUCAAUAAAAGAUUACAGUAAAGAUUCAGUAAGAUUACUUCAAUGUUUCAAAUUUGUCUGAACAAAUCAAACCAGGACUUCUCAUAAAUAACUUCAGUGGAGAAUGAUUUUAAUCUCCACACCGAUUUUUCAGAGAUAUAAAGCAACUUUUUUUGGUACAUAAAAGAACUUCCCCUAAAAGAUUUCGAACGGUUACUUGUUGAAUUAAAACCUUAGAAGUAUUGAAAUGUGUAUCUUGAAAAUCAUCAAGCAAUUCGCUUAAGCAAUAUUAUAAAAAUCGGAAUUAAGGAAUAAAAAUUAUAAAGCCAAAAUUUUCAGGGGUUCGCAAACAAUAAAUGAUCUUGCAGCUUCCAAUGAAGACAAAGUUAUGUAGAACUAGCCGAAGGAUAAGGACAACUGCGCUGUAUUUGAAAAUGGCUGACAAAAUAUUUAUAGAAAUUGUUUAAUCAAAAAUUGAGUACUUGAGAAAUUCAAUUAGAAAUGAAAUUAAGUACGCAUUAGUUGGGACAAGAGAAGAAAGCAACCAAUAAAAAUUAAAGACGACUCUUUAGACGCGAUAGAAUUUCAAAAAAAUGCAUAGCGUAAAUUAAGAAGCAAAACCGUUAUAAACAGAGACUUAGCAUGUAAAUGAAAAAUGCAUUCUAACAUUUCGACGCUUAAGCAGCCGAGACGGAAGUAAACAUUGGGAUGGACAUAUUUCUAUGUUGCGUUGCAAUUAAAACGCCUUGCUUUAACUAAACUCAUACUCAUAUGCUUUCACAUUACGACUAACUAAUGAAUAAGCUGACAUUUAAACUAGUAAUUAAUUAAUAAAACAAAAAAAACAACAAGUGAAGACAUUUAAAGUAAUUUUAAGCAGCUAAUGGCCUUAUUUCGUGAAUUCGUUUCAGUCACACACACACACAAACAAACACACAGCCACACAUACAUACAUACAUACAUACAUUGACAUUGAACAAAAUGAAACUGUAACAAAAUUUAUUCCUAAUUAGUGAAAAUUUUUUAAAUUUAUUAAAUUUAUUUACUUAAGUAUUUACAUUUUAAGCUAACAACAAAAACAAAAAUAAAAAUAAAGAAAA